AUCGUGAUUCGCUCUUCAUUUGUGCUGUACCAUAAGCCUGGUUGUCGGGCUGUCACUAGGGACUUGAUCGGAACCGUGUAUCCGGGCAAUAACCGGCUCCCGGGCGCUACUGCGUGUGCGUGGAUGUACACCGUACGCACGCACAAACGGACAAACGCACGUACAACAAUAAUAUGGACUAAAUAUCCAUGCGUCGCCGGGCUUGACAACUUUUACCGCAAAGAGGCAGAUCGAAGGUAUCGUAACAAUUUGACGCUGAAGUUGAAAACACAAAGGCGUAUAAUUUUCCAGCCAAUUCUUAGACGGCGUGUAGAGCGGCAACGGCGGACUCUGGCAGCGUUUUUGGUUUUCGGCUGCGUGAGCCGAGUCGGAGCGGAGCAGGGCGGCGUGGUUCGGCACCGAGGGGUCCGCAAAUUGCAGAGCGCAGUACGGAACGGCAGAAGUUGCGUCGAAGUCUCGCAGUACGGCGUCAACCGCGAACGGCGAUGGGUGUGUCGAGUGCGGAUGUUUAUUACGACGGCUCGCGAGUCUUCACGUGGCUCGCCGACCUGGCCGGCCUCCCGAUUGACCAGAUGAACUUCCUGGUGACGCAAUUCUCAGCACUGGGACUAGCUGCCUUGUUGAGGUCUUCGCUGAGCCCACGAGCCGUUAGUCCCGCCACAAGGCAUGCCUUCGGCUUGGUUCUCGGCCUCUUCUUUGGUUACUUCAGUUUCGGCAAGCAUGCGGUGCAUUUGGCGGGACUUCCGGCUCUCUGCUACGUCGUCAUGCGGACUCAUAAUCCUCGCAGUGUGCAAAGGGCUGUCCUUUUCGUCGCACUUCUUUAUCUCUCCUGCAUACAUUUUCACCGCCAAGUAUACGACUACGGUUCUUACACCCUAGACAUAACAGGUCCGCUGAUGGUGAUAACACAAAAGGUAACGAGCCUUGCCUACAGCGUCCACGACGGAAUGACACGCAAGGAAGAGGAACUCACUCCCUCGCAGCGAUAUCACGCCGUCAAAAAAAUGCCGACGGCCCUUGAGUAUUUCGCUUACGUAUUACACUUUCAAGCGUUGAUGGCUGGUCCGGUGAUUUUCUACCGCGACUACAUUGAUUUUAUCGGAGGUCACAACAUUUAUGGCUCAAAAACAUUAGCAGGCUACACGGACAAGAAUUUGAACAGCAACGAGAUCGUCUUGGAACCUUCGCCACGUUUAGUUGUGGUAAAGAAGGUUACCGCCAGCUGUAUUUGUGCUGUAAUAUUUGUCUCUUUCAUACCAUCGUUUCCGAUACAAAAAAUCAAAGAGGAUGACUUUAUCGAGAAUACGACCCUCGGUUACAAGGUGGGCUUUCUCAUGGUGUCCACGAUGCUUGUUCGCUUCAAGUACUAUCACGCGUGGCUCUUUGCUGACGCCAUAUGCAACAAUUCGGGCCUCGGCUUCAAUGGUUACAAUGUCGACGGCACCGCGCGCUGGGACCUGAUUUCGAACGUCAACGUACUUAAGUUCGAAACCGCGCUUAGCCUGAGGGACAGCAUAGAGCAGUGGAACAAGGGUACCAAUCGGUGGCUACGCAUGAUCGUUUACGAAAGGAUCAAAACACACAGCACCAUCCUCACCUACGCAUUGUCCGCUCUAUGGCACGGUUUUUAUCCUGGCUACUACCUCACUUUCGCUGGAGGGGCGUUAUUCACCUUCGCAGCGCGAUCCACACAUGUACCUUGCCCCGCACAUUUUGGCACUGGCAGUUCUAAUUCUUUUGCCGAAAUUGUCGGGGCUAAUGCGGCAUCAGAAGAUUACCACUGCUGCCGCUGCAGCUGCAGCCUCGGACAUUUCUACAAAAAAACAUAUUUCGAAUGGUCACGGUGGGCCGGUUACUGAGCGCAUGGCUCACGUUGCCCACCUCGCACAAAAGGCUCAGUGAAUCGAUUAUUGCACAAAGCUGGACAACUGUAAUUCUAAUCUACGUAUAAUACCUACUGCUAAUCAUAAGUUUUAUAUAAAGCAACAAAUAUUUUUAUGGAUAUAUUAAUAAAAAUUACAACAUAUUGUAUACAUCCGUGUUCGUAAGCGUUGAGCUUAGAGGGUAGAGAUCAGGUGCGCGCAACUGGGAUCUAUCUCAGGUUCAUGCUGAGAAAAAAAGGAUGAGUGGAAAAAGGGGAAAAAGAAGUGGAGAGACAAAUUCAGUACGGUGCAACCAUUGUGAUACAACAAUUUCGAAAAUUUAUUUUUAUACCGAGCGUUUUUGCACAAAUUUACAGAGCCCUCCAAAUCGACAGUAUUUACUUGUUUCAAUAAUUGAGGUAUCCGGCGCUGUGAGCGUGUGAGCGAACCACAGAAUUCUCUACAGAUUCGAGAUAGUUUUUUUAAUUACUGACUGACUAUUUGUUUUUAUCUUUUUUUUUUUUUUAUCUCUUGUCAUAGAUAAGAUUAGAGAUAGCCGAAUGUUUAAAUUAUAUAACGUGUAUGAUGUAUGUUCUUUCAAUAUGAAAUGUGGGUGGGGUGCAUUUGAUUGAAACAAUGUAUUGUUUCGUAAAAAUGUGAGCAUUUUUAACUUGGAAGAUUUGUAAAUUUGCGUAAUUUCAAUUUGUUCCCCUCCCCCUUUUUUUGGAUACCCCAUACGUACCUAUAUACACAUUAUGACUGAUUCGUAUUGAAUUAAGCUAUGUAGCAGAUACGCACAUACGUACAUAUGUUUGUAUAAUUUGAAUACUUUUUAUAAAUAUUUGUAUCUAGAAAGAAAAAAAUCCCAACAAAUACUUGAUCUCACUAUUGAGUGGAGAAGAGCGUGGUUUUUUGUAUUGCUUUAUUUUGUUUCAUUAAAAUUUUAUUAUUAUUCAUCGUAUCUCACAA
This is a messenger RNA of Neodiprion fabricii, 2831 nucleotides long. RefSeq names its product lysophospholipid acyltransferase 6 (gene oys). Lineage: Eukaryota; Metazoa; Arthropoda; Insecta; Hymenoptera; Diprionidae. The record is from RefSeq and is a predicted model, not a curated record. The transcript is spliced from 10 exons. Gene Ontology annotation, cellular component: membrane. Gene Ontology annotation, biological process: lipid modification. The coding region runs from base 486 to 1859 and encodes 457 amino acids. Gene Ontology annotation, molecular function: acyltransferase activity.